AUGAACGCAAUAGCGCAGAAAUACACCAAUGCCAACACCAACACCAUCCAAAACGAGAUAAACUCAAUCAACACCCAGCGCUCCCUCCAACAACAGCACCACCUCGCGCCAUCAAUAUCGAUACCACCAAUUUCACAACCUACAGAUUUUUUACGCGCGCACACCGAUGAUGCCCUGAACCCCGACUGCAAGAUCAAGAUCGCCCACGGCACCACGACGUUGGCGUUCCGCUUCCAGGGCGGCAUCAUCGUUGCUGUAGAUUCGCGAGCCACCGCUGGGAAUUGGAUCGCGUCGCAGACGGUCAACAAGGUGAUCCGCAUCAAUCCGAUGUUGUUGGGUACCAUGGCGGGCGGUGCCGCGGACUGCCAAUAUUGGGAAACGUGGCUAGGCACCCAGUGCAGGCUACACGAGUUGCGUGAGAAACAACGCAUAUCCGUUGCUGCUGCCUCGAAGAUCUUGAGCAAUUUGGUCUACUCGUACAAGGGGAUGGGGUUGAGUAUGGGGACUAUGGUCUGUGGCCAUACUGCCAAGGAAGGGCCCACGAUAUACUAUGUUGAUUCAGAUGGCACGAGGUUGAAGGGUGAUUUGUUUUGCGUUGGCUCGGGCCAGACGUUUGCGUAUGGUGUCUUGGACUCGGAGUACAAGUGGGAUUUGAGCGUUGAAGAGGCGUUGUAUUUGGGCAAGAGAAGUAUACUUGCUGCGACUCAUCGAGAUGCAUAUUCUGGUGGUUCCGUGAACUUGUAUCAUGUUAAUGAGACUGGGUGGACUUAUCAUGGCAAUUACAAUGUGGGUGAGUUGUUUUGGGAAGUUAAGGAUAAGGAACACUCUUUUGUUAAUGUUGAUGGGUGA
Lodderomyces beijingensis is the source of this 849-nucleotide messenger RNA. The record is from the annotation of a GenBank genome assembly. NCBI's taxonomy places the organism in Eukaryota, Fungi, Ascomycota, Pichiomycetes, Serinales, Debaryomycetaceae.